Messenger RNA from Paramecium tetraurelia, 543 nucleotides. RefSeq lists its product as uncharacterized. Gene Ontology annotation, molecular function: structural constituent of ribosome. Gene Ontology annotation, biological process: translation. NCBI's taxonomy places the organism in Eukaryota, Ciliophora, Oligohymenophorea, Peniculida, Parameciidae. Gene Ontology annotation, cellular component: ribosome. The record is from RefSeq and is a predicted model, not a curated record. The transcript is spliced from 3 exons.
AAAAGAUUUAAUUUAUUUUGAAUUAUUCAAGAAGAUGACAUUCAUAGUAAAAACCAGGAAGGUACUCUUAAACAAAGUUUUGAACAGAAGACAAUUAAGUGUCGAAUUACUCCAUCCAAAUAAGCCAACUCCCUCAUAGGAAUCAGUUGUUAAGGAAUUAGCAAGCAAAUACAAGGCAGACGAAAGAAAUGUUGUCGUGUAUGGUCUUAGAACAACAUUCGGAGGAAAUAGAACAACUGGAUUUGCUUUGAUCUACGAUACAUAAUAAUAUCUUCUCAAAUUCGAACCAAAAUUCAGAUUGAGAAGAAGAGGCAUCAUUCCAAAGAGAGACGGUAGCAGAAAGGGAUGGAAGGAAGUCAAGUCUAAGUUAAAGAAAACCAGAGGCGCUGAAAAAACAAAGAUUUACAUGUCUAGAAAGACAGACAAGAGAGAAGUCAUCAGAGCUUAAAAGGAAACUUACCUUAAAGGUUUUGUUGGAAAAUGAGUGCAUUUAUACCACAUUUAAUAGUACAUUAUAAAUAAUAUAAAUAUUUUAUAUUGUUA